GAAAUGGAACGUAGCAAACCGCGCGUGGAAUGACAAUUAGUUCGUGGCAUUCCGAUACGGAAAACUAAUUGCUUCACUGACAUUCCUAAGCCCACCCGGUAUUGAUUAAUUUGUCGUUGUUUUCCAUCUUUGGAACGUACAGUGACUUCUGGUUGAGAUAAGAGAUGUUGGACAUUCGUGGCCGUGUUGUAAUUUACAGUACUGUGGGCUGCCCUCAUUGCUUGGCUGCCAAGAAUAGUUUAAAAGAUGCAGGUGUUCCUUUUAUAGAAGUUUCUGUAAACCGUUUCCCAACUGUAAGGACUUGGUUGCAGGGCAAAACAGGCAAGACAAGUGUUCCACAGAUAUUCUUCAAUGAAACUUAUGUUGGUGGAAAUGACGACUUGCAAAAAGUCCUUCAAGAUGAAGAAGCCUGGAAAAAAUUGGUUGAGGAUAUUCAAGAAAAUGAGGCCAAAGAAGAUGAGCUGGUAAUACCACAUCCUUCUGAGGCUGUUGAUGUACCUGAAGAUGAGACCAAAUUUGUAAGUGCAAGUGACCCAGCUGUAGCAGUUAUUGAGGAAUUGAAGGGAAGUGGGAUUCUUCGUAGUCAACGCUUGUCAUUAUUUUCUUCCAUAAAGAAUGCUUUCUCUGGUCAGCAGUUUGUUCAGUGGAUUAUGGAAAAUAAGAAGAUAAAUGAAGAGGAAGCCUUGAAAAUUGGAACUGAACUACUAACUAAAAAAUUCAUAAAAUCAACUCAGGAUGGCUCUGCAUUUGAAAACAAUGCUCAGUCCUAUUACAGCUUGAAUGAUAACAGUGAUUCACUGGCCUUGAAUGCUGGAUUAAACUCAAAACACUGUGGUAUUGCAGUAAAGGCUGCAAUACUAGGAUUGCUAACGCUUGUAAUGAUCAACAUUCAGUUUGCACAGGUUGUAGGGGACAGACUUGUACGCCAGAUCAAACAUGUGGAGAGAGAUAAAAAGAGAAAAGCGGCUUCUAGAGCUAAAGCUAAAAGCUUAGUUAGUCAAGAAUUGUCUAAUGAUAAUUUGUCUCUUUCUGAACCUUCCCCACCAUCUGCCAUUCCUAGUCGUAAUCUUGGCUCUCUCAUGCCAGAACCCGAUGCUGUGGCCAAUUUAGAGGAAAGAACAGUGAAUUAUAAAGCCAUUAAAGAAAGUGAGACCUACAAGGAGUACGUAAUGCUGUCACGUGAGCUACAACAUGUUUCCAUCGAAAACUUGACCCAGGAUGAACUGAAAGCAUUUUUCAUCAACAUAUACAAUGCUCUUGUGAUUCAUGCUACAGUUGAAAAUGGUCCACCAACAAACUGGCUGUCAAGAUAUAAGGUUGAUUGUGCAACUGGGAUAUGUUUUACAUGGUAUAAGGCAUCCAGUGAUUGA
Messenger RNA from Macrobrachium nipponense, 1370 nucleotides. RefSeq lists its product as uncharacterized. The coding region runs from base 165 to 1370 and encodes 401 amino acids. The record is from RefSeq and is a predicted model, not a curated record. The transcript is spliced from 9 exons. Gene Ontology annotation, biological process: intracellular signal transduction. NCBI's taxonomy places the organism in Eukaryota, Metazoa, Arthropoda, Malacostraca, Decapoda, Palaemonidae.